Ostertagia ostertagi is the source of this 1182-nucleotide messenger RNA. The record is from the annotation of a GenBank genome assembly. Lineage: Eukaryota; Metazoa; Nematoda; Chromadorea; Rhabditida; Trichostrongylidae.
ACCUAUGUUCUGCCAAACAGUGCUAUACUGCUGCAUACACUUGUGUUUAUAGCCAUUGUUCUUCUGUUGCUGUAUCCUCCAGAUGCCUUCGUCGGGGCUGGAUUCACUUUUGAUAGCCUUGCCUAUGCAUACCUUGGAUCACCUGAAGUGAACUACCUGGAAUUCCAUUGUAGACGCUUCGUUCUUACACGAGCAUUCACUGUCUGUCUACCGUAUUUGCUCAUACUGAGUAUGUAUUUCACUAAGGAGCACGCCAUCUUGUUUACUUCGCAUCCGACAAGGGUUAUACACUAUAUUUCUUUGAUUUCUCCUUUAAUAGCAUUCGGAGCAGUCGUCUACAUCGCUUAUCACACCAUGACGCGAUUCCGUAAUUUACUCGCUAUGCAAAAGUUGAAGGAUUACGGUUACGAUACUCAGCAGGUUUUUACCACACUUUCAAGUGAAUUUAUCCGUAUCGAUGCCUUUCGGCACUCAAUCUCAAAUGUGAGCAAGAUCAUCAUCACUGAUUCCUGCCUUUUCUAUUGUUCGAGGUUUCAAUUUGUAGUGGCAAAGUUACCAGAUGUGCAGUUUCAUGUCGUACAGGCUGAGGAUACAAUGAAUCGCCUUCAUCAUGCCCUUGGAAUGAAUCAAUACCUCACGGUUGCCGUGUCAUUACCUCCUGAUAUCAAGCACUUGAACUUUGAAUUCAAAAUCGACAAUGUGUCUAUGCGUGAUUUGGAAACGAAAUUGGGAGCCGGUCGCAUUGAAUUUUCGCAAGAGGUUAGACUGAAAAUGUCGAUGACCGACAAGUUCAUAAAGGCAUUCCUGGAUCAAGCUAAGAAGAAUCCGCGAUUCCAUAAUUAUAUCAAGGAGGAACUGGACCCAUGUCUUGGAUGCUCCGAGAAGUUGUCGAAUGUCAAGCUUUGGAGGCAGUGUCAAACUGUAAACAUUAAUUUGGAAUUAGAAGGUGAAACGUCGAAUUGCACUCCAUGUCAGUGCCGUCCGAUGUGGUGCGUCUCAUGCAUGGCUCGUAUAUUCCUCGCUAAACAGGAUCAAUCCCGACCAGCAUCAUGGCUUGAAGGGACAUGCUCCUGUCCUACAUGCAGAGCAACUUUCUGUAUCAUCGACGUGGCACUUCUCUCUUACUUUGACGAGGAGAACCCUGCUGAUGACGAUGAUGAGCUGAGAAGUGAGGAAGAGUAG